This is a messenger RNA of Talaromyces proteolyticus, 1557 nucleotides long. RefSeq names its product putative cytochrome P450 alkane hydroxylase. Gene Ontology annotation, molecular function: oxidoreductase activity, acting on paired donors, with incorporation or reduction of molecular oxygen, reduced flavin or flavoprotein as one donor, and incorporation of one atom of oxygen; heme binding; iron ion binding. The transcript has 2 exons. NCBI's taxonomy places the organism in Eukaryota, Fungi, Ascomycota, Eurotiomycetes, Eurotiales, Trichocomaceae. The record is from RefSeq and is a predicted model, not a curated record. Bases 1 to 1557 code for a protein of 518 amino acids.
AUGGCCAUCCCAUACUCGCACCUCGCCGCUGGUCUCUUUGUGACCUGGGUUUUGUAUUCACUCCUCCGGUCAGUGUUCACAAAAAUCCAAACCCGCAGGAAAGCGCGCGCUCUAGGAUGCCUCCCCGCGAAGGAUAUUUCAAAGCCCUUCUUUGGCAUCGGGACAUAUCUCGAGCUCGCCAAAGCCGCUAAAGAGAAACGGGCUCUUGAAGCUGCCAGGGAGUCAUUUGCUGUCGGCGGUCAUACUUUCCAGCGGACCAUCCUCGGAUUGAAAGCCUUGAACACCCUCGAACCCGAAAAUAUCAAGGCGAUUCUUGCGACCCAAUUCUCGGAUUUCGAUCUGGGAGCCAGACACCGCCUGUUCUUCCCGUUGCUUGGAAAUGGCAUCUUUACGCUCGACGGCGCGGGAUGGUCGCACUCGCGCGCAAUGCUUCGUCCGCAAUUCGCGAGAGAACAGGUCGCGGAUGUCGGCAUGUUGGGCGAGCAUGUCGACCAGCUAUUCCAUGCCAUCCCCUCCGACGGCACCGCCUUUGAUAUCCAGGACUACUUCUUCCGCCUCACCCUCGACACCGCCACGGAAUUCCUCUUCGGCGAAUCCACCCACUGCCUCUCACCCCAAAAGGCCUCCGCAACCGGGCCCUUGGCUAUUGCUGGCGGCGAGAAAGGCUUCGCGUACGCCUUUAACGCCUCGCAGGACGGCCUGAUCCACCGAGCACGCGCCCAAAACUUCUACUGGCUCGUCAACCCGCGCCGAUUCCGUGAAGCCGUCAAGCUUGUCCACGACGUGGUGGACUACUACGUCGACCAAGCACUGGCCAAACAAAACCAUUCCGAAGAAGAGAAAUUCAUCGGCAACACAGAGUCGCGAUACGUCUUCCUCGAGGCUGUCGCUCGCGAGACCCAAGACCGGAUUGCCCUCCGCGAUCAGAUGCUGAACAUCCUCCUCGCGGGCCGCGACACAACGGCGAGUCUACUCAGCUCGUCAUUCUACUAUCUCUCCCGCCACCCACAGGUCUGGGCCCGACUCCGCACGGAAAUCCUCAACAUUUUCCCCGCCACCCAAACCGCCGAUCGCAUCACCAUCGAGCGGCUGCGCGAGGUCAAGUAUCUGCGGUAUUUCCUGAACGAAGUCCUCCGUCUCAUCCCGCCCGUCUCAUUCAACUCUCGCUGGGCCACAACCGACACCACGCUCCCCGUCGGCGGUGGCCCAGACGGCAAGUCUCCGAUUUUCGUGCCAAAGGGCCAAAAAGUUAAUUAUAGCGUUGCCCUGAUGCAUCGCAGGCGGGAUCUGUGGGGGGAAGAUGCAGAGGACUUCCGACCCGAGCGCUGGGAAGAGAAUAGUAAGCAUGGAUGGGAGUAUCUGCCGUUCAACGGUGGGCCACGAAUUUGUCUUGGCCAACAAUACGCCCUUGCCGAAGCCAGCUAUGUCCUGGUGCGCCUGCUGCAGAAAUUCGAGCGUGUGGAGAACGCGCAACCCGAAUUGACUCAGCCUGACCUCAGAAUCAGUUUGACUGUGGCACAUGCGAGCGUGAAAGUGCGGCUGUAUGCUGCUGCCUGA